AUGGCCCAAGGUAAGAUUUUAAUAACUAUUUGCAAUGUUUUAUUUGCAAUGUUUUAUUGAAUGUGUUGUAUCUCUGCAAAUCUUCUUCUCAAGUCUGUGCAGCGCCUUAUUGAACAUUUGAACAUAACUGUGAAUUACAUUUUGAGUUUCAUCAACAGUAAAACAACGAAUGCAAACUUGCAUCAUGGUCUACAAUGUAGACAGUGGCAGAUAAUUUAAAAUAGCUUAUCAUGUUAUGUUAUUGCUUCCAAAAAUAAAUAAUUCCUCCCAGGACUGACCCAUAUGCCAGAAUCUUUAUCUAAAUAUUUGAAGCAUUUACAGAAUUGUAAUAUUGCCUCAAAACUAAACUAAACUAAACAGCAAAGUGAAACCUGAUCCAUCACUUCGCUAUGGACCAGGGUUUCCCAAAGUCGGUCCUGGGGACCCCCUGGGUGCACGUUUUGGUUUUUGCCCUAGCACUACACAGCUGAUCCAACUCAUCAUCAAGCUUUGAUUAUUUGAAUCAGCAGCUGUGUAGUGCUAGGGCAAAAACCGAGUUUGGGAAACCCUACUAUGGACAAAUGAUGGCAAAUAACUUACCGGUAGCUGGAUUCUUUUACGCAUGCUACAUUAGGUUAGGUUGCCAUUAAUGACCUUGUCCAGGGGUGUCAAACUAAUUUUGCCCGGGGGCCGCAUUCAGUCUUCAACAAGCACCAACAAUGUCUUAUAUUUCUUCGCCAUCAAAAUUAGCCAAAAAUAGCAAUCUGUCCAUUGUUUUUGAAAAAUGUUUAGCUUUCAUUUCGGUGAUUAUCAGCGAGCUGGACACAGGCAAGAAAAUCUAUGAAUGUAGGUCCAUUAUCAUUUCUACAAAGUUUCAAUUUGGUUUUAGUCAUUUUAAAGUGUAUUGAGUUUUUUUUUAUCCCCACCCAAAAAAUAUCCCCCCUACCCUCCAAAAAAUAAUACAUAAAUAAAUAAAUAUAUAUAUAUAUAUAUAUACACUACAUGACCAAAAGUAUGUGGACACCUGCUCUUCGAACAUCUCAUUCCAAAGUCAUGGGCAUUAAUAUGGAGUUGGUCCCCCCUUUGCUGCUAUAACAGCCUCCAAUCUUCUGGGAAGGCUUUCCACUAGAUGUUGGAACAUUGCUGUGGGGACUUGCUUCCAUUCAGCCACGAGCAUUAGUGAGGUCGGCCACUGAUGUUGGGCAAUUAGGCCUGGCUCGCAGUCGGCGUUCCAAAGUUGUUCGAUGGGGUUGAGGACAGGGCUCUGUGCAGGCCAGUCAAGUUCUUCAACACCAAUCUCGACAAACCAUUUCUGUGUGGUCCUCGCUUUUUGAACGGGGGCAUUGUCAUGCUGAAACAGGAAAGGGCCUUUCCCACACUGUUGCCACAAAGUUAGGAGCACAGAAUCGUCUAGAAAUACCUGGCAUCCGCCAAGCCCACAUUCGUCUGUCGGACUGCCAGAUGGUGAAGCGUGAUUCAUCACUCCAGAGAAUGCGUUUUCACUGCUCCAGAGUCCAAUGGCGGCGUGCUUUACACCACUCCAGCCGACGCUUGGCAUUGGUCAUGGUGAUCUUAGGCUUGUGUGUGACUGCUCGGCCAUGGAAACCCAUUUCAUGAAGCUCCCGAUGAACAGUUCUUGUGCUGACGUUGCUUCCAGAGGCUGUUUGGAACUCAGUAGUGAGUGUUGAAAAUGAGGACAAACCAUUUUUACGCGCUACGCGCUUCAGCACUCUGCCGUCCCGUUCUGUAAGCUUGUGUGGCCUACCACUUCGUGGCUGAACCGUUGUUACUCCUAGAUGUUUCCACUUCACAAUAACAGCCCUUACAGUUACCGGGGCAGCUCUUGCAGGGCAGAAAUUUGACAAACUGACUUGUUGGAAAGGUGGUAUCCUAUGACGGUGCCAUGUUUAAAGUCACUGAGCUCUUCAGUAAGGCCAUUCUACUGCCAAUGUUUGUCUAUGAAGAUUUCAUGGCUGUGUGCUCGAUUUUCUACACCUGUCUGGAACGGGUGGGGCUGAAAUAGCUGAAUCCACUAAUUUGAAAGGGAGUUCACAUACUUUUGGUGCUUCUACAAAGUAUUGACUCAGGGGUGUGAAUACUUAUGUAAAUGAGAUCUUUCUGUAUUUCCUUUUCAAUACAUUUGCAAAAAUGUAUAAAAACAUAUUUUAACUUUGUCAUAAUGGGGCAUUGUGUGUAGAUGGGUGAGAAAAAAAUCAAUUUAAUCAAUUUUGAAUUCAGGCUGUAACACAACAAAAUGUUUAAUAAAUCAAGUGGAUUCAGUCAAACCUGCAAAACGGCUCAUGUAAACCAGGGGCGAAAAAAUAAAAGGUUCAACUCAGAUAGUCCAUGUAGCCUAACCUUUUCAACCUGAGUGGGAAGAGGAGCUGUAGCGCCUUCUCCAUGACUGUGCGUGUGUGUGGACCAUUUCACGUCCUUAGUGAUUUGGACACAGAGGAAGUUGAAGCUCUAGACCCGCUCCUCACCAUUGUAGUGUUGUCUCCCACCUUGUCAGUUAUGUUUCGUAGAAAAACCAUAAGCUUUAGCCUAGUCGUACCUUAUCUUCAAUGCAUCUAAAGAAUGUGUUUGAGAGGGAGUUAACUGUUGCUAAGGGACCUUUGGGCUUUUAAUAGCAGACAGCAGCUGUAGCUGCAACCAGAAACUGUGCCGAACCUAAUUUGUCCUUGGAAUGGUUUUGCAAAGCCCCUUUGAACCCAUUCAAACCUUUUACACCGGACAGGAGCCUGACCCAACCUAUCAAUACAUGAACGCUAGUAGUACUAAAAUAUUAGCAAAUGUGUUUGUUCAAAAAAACAUAUUUGUUUGAUGCAUAGACUUUUUAUUAGAAUUGCGUAUCAAUGCAAUAGAUACAUUUACUUCUCUAUUAUUGUUCAGAAUCCCUACUGUAACUAACCAGAUAAUGUGUUUAGGAGGCCGAAUGCAUGAUUUAGAGACAAUUUCCACUGACUCUCCACACAUCCAUCCCUUACAUACACGCACAUGCACACACACACACAUUAACACAAGUACACAAGCACGCACACACACAUACACUAUUUUUAUACUAUUUAUUCAACUGCACGACCAAGACACUAUUCCCUUUUAUUUUUAAAACAUACUUGACAUAGCUCACUCAUAAUUUAUGCUGUACAGUGGGGGGGGGGGAAGUAUUUAGUCAGCCACCAAUUGUGCAAGUUCUCCCACUUAAAAAGAUGAGAGGCCUGUAAUUUUCAUCAUAGGUACACGUCAACUAUGACAGACAAAAUGAGAAAAAAAAAUCCAGAAAAUCACUUUGUAGGAUUUUUAAUGAAUUUAUUUGCAAAUUAUGGUGGAAAAUAAGUAUUUGGUCAAUAACAAAAGUUUCUCAAUACUUUGUUAUAUACCCUUUGUUGGCAAUGACACAGGUCAAACGUUUUCUGUAAGUCUUCACAAGGUUUUCACACACUGUUGCUGGUAUUUUGGCCCAUUCCUCCAUGCAGAUCUCCUCUAGAGCAGUGAUGUUUUGGGGCUGUCGCUGGGCAACACGGACUUUCAACUCCCUCCAAAGAUUUUCUAUGGGGUUGAGAUCUGGAGACUGGCUAGGCCACUCCAGGACCUUGAAAUGCUUCUUACGAAGCCACUCCUUCGUUGCCCGGGCGGUGUGUUUGGGAUCAUUGUCAUGCUGAAAGACCCAGCCACGUUUCAUCUUCAAUGCCCUUGCUGAUGGAAGGAGGUUGUGUAAUCUCACGAUACAUGACCCCAUUCAUUCUUUCCUUUACACGGAUCCGUCUUCCUGGUCCCUUUGCAGAAAAACAGCCCCAAAGCAUGAUAUUUCCACCCCCAUGCUUCACAGUAGGUAUGGUGUUAUUUGGAUGCAACUCAGCAUUCUUUGUCCUCCAAACACGACGAGUUGAGUUUUUAACCAAAAAGUUCUAUUUUGGUUUCAUCUGACCAUAUGACAUUCUCCCAAUCCUCUUCUGGAUCAUCCAAAUGCACUCUAGCAAACUUCAGACGGGCCUGGACAUGUACUGGCUUAAGCAGGGGGACACGUCUGGCACUGCAGGAUUUGAGUCCCUGGCGGCGUAGUGUGUUACUGAUGGUAGGCUUUGUUACUUUGGUCCCAGCUCUCUGCAGGUCAUUCACUAGGUCCCCCCGUGUGGUUCUGGGAUUUUUGCUCACCGUUCUUGUGAUCAUUUUGACCCCACGGGGUGAGAUCUAGCGUGGGGCCCCAGAUCGAGGGAGAUUAUCAGUGGUCUUGUAUGUCUUCCAUUUCCUAAUAAUUGCUCCCACAGUUGAUUUCUUCAAACCAAGCUGCUUACCUAUUGCAGAUUCAGUCUUCCCAGCCUGGUGCAGGUCUACAAAUUUGUUCCUGGUGUCCUUUGACAGCUCUUGGCCAUAGUGGAGUUUGGAGUGUGACUGUUUGAGGUUGUGGACAGGUGUCUUUUAUACUGAUAACAAGUUCAAACAGGUGCCAUUAAUACAGGUAACGAGUGGAGGACAGAGGAGCCUCUUAAAUGAAGAAGUUACAGGUCUGUGAGAGCCAGAAAUCUUGCUUGUUGUUAGGUGACCAAUACUUAUUUUCCACCAUAAUUUGCAAAUAAAUUCAUAAAAAAAUCCUACAAUGUGAUUUUUCUGGAUUUUUUUUCCUCAAUUUGUCUGUUAUAGUUGACGUGUACCUAUGAUGAAAAUUACAGGCCUCUCUCAUCUUUUGAAGUGGGAGAACUUGCACAAUUGGUGGCUGACUAAAUAAAAAAUGUUCCCCACUGUAUAUGCUAUUGUUUGAGAGAGAGAGAGAGAGAGAAGAGGAGAGAGAGAGAGGAGAGAGAGAGAGAGAUAGAGAGAGAGAGAGAGAUAGAGAGAGCAGUAGAUAGAUCGCGAGAGGAGAGAGAGAGACGUAGAGAGAGCGAGAGAGAUAGAAGCGUAGAGCGGAGAGAAUCUAUCUCGCUCUACGCUCUUAUCUGCUAUCUCUCUCUUUCUCUCUCUCUCUCUCUCUCUCCUCUCUCGCUCUCUCUCUCUCUCUCUACUCUCCUUCUCUCUCUCUCUCUCUCUCUCUAGAGCGCUCUUGCGGCUUCAUUCAUGACUAGGCUGGAUAGGUUGCUCUUAAUAGCUGAGAGAACGUAUGUCUUUUUCCUGGGAUUUACUGUACCUGCUUCUGUGCAAUUUUCCCUGACUAGGAUCUUUCAUUGCCGCAACCUUAUUGGGUUUAUUUUGGCCCUGAAGUUCUGCUAGGCCUAUAACAGGACCCUUGAUGUUGUGUUGUUCAAGUUUGGUAGACUGGAAGCAAAACAAGGGAGUGUAAGCCUAGGGUGAUGGCAUUGUGGAGAUGGUGACCUCAUGGUAGUAGCCUGCUCAAUGGGGGCAUGUGAUCACAUAAAUGGGAACACACAUCCCCUACACACAUAGCUCACCUUGAUCUCUGUCCAUUAAUACAUUUUUGCACUAUUCAUGUUAGUGACAGACUGUAAUACAUUGCUGUCUUUCCAGUGCAAUAGAACAAAGCAAAACAACAAUAACUACACCUUAAUUACAGAAACUUUUCCAUUUAAAUUCAGACUCCACUUUUCUUACAUCAGCUUUCAUUCCACAAUGUGAGAGUGGUUAAUAAAAAUGUAUUUUAUUUGAUACCAACAGUGUAAUACGAGACUGAAAUGCAGCAAUAACUAGACUUUACCAUUACAUUGAUUGAGCCUGCGUUGUUUGGCCUGUGUUGUCGAAAACAACGUUUUGGUUGUUUAUCUGCUAUCAAUCUGCCUAAUGGUCUCCAGAUUCUAGGUUUAAAGUCCUGUUGCCUCUAGCUGUGCAAAAGCACAAGUUCCCAGCCACUUUAUGACUGAGUAAAAUAGGCUUAUUGCCAACUUUAUUUAUCUUCAGGAUGAAAGAGUUGGACUGGAGACUGGAGUUUGUCUCCUUUGAAAGACCACUUUUCUUCAACUACAAGGUGUAAAACACAUGCACAAUUCCCCACGGUUGGUCAAAUGUAAAAGAUACACUAUUCAGAUGGUCCUACAGAAACUGAUUUGUCAUAUAUGUAGUCAGGGUUGGGUUGGUUACUUUUUAAAUGUAAUCUGUUAGUUACUAGUUACCUGUCCAAAAUUGUAAUCAGUAAUGUAACUUUUGGAUUACCCAAACUCAUUAACAUAAUCGGAUUACUUUAAAUUACCUUUGGAUUACUUUUCCCUUAAGAGGCAUUAGAAGAAGACAGUCAGUGUUUGUUGUUAUGUGCACUCUUAGAAAAAAAGGUGCCGUCUAGAACCAAUAAAGGUUUGUCGGCUGUCCCAUAGGAGAACCCUUUGAAAACCCUGUUGGUUCCAGGUAGAACCCUUUGUGUUCCAUGUAGAACCCUUUCAGGAACCGAAAAAGGUUCUACCUGGAACCAAAAAGGGUUCUCCUAUUGGGACAGCCGAAGAACCCUUUUGGAACCCUUUUUUUCCAGGAGUUUGGGCAUAACCUUUGUCACCUCACAUUUAGUUUUCAUGUCAUUUUCUCCUGCCAGGAUUAUUUAACAACAACCAGUCUUGUCUUAAAGAAGCAGGAUGACUGUAAAUAGGAAAUCAGAGGGUGGGAUCUUAUUCACAUACCGAGUCCUGGGGAGAAGGAGGAGUACAGUAUUUACUUGCAGGGAGUGACAGAACACUAACUCAUUCAUGUUUUCUUGUUUUCGCUCUUGUGAAAUACUUCCCUUCUUUAAAUGAAUCAAUGAAAGGGUUCAAGUCUGUGUCUAAAUGGGUUGGUGUAGUAUUCACCCGCUAGUGGUACUUGAGUAAAUAUAGUUACCAAGAUAGUUAUUUGCAAAGCAGCAUUUCCUGUCUGACUUUUAAUGCAAUACAAGUCUUUCUGUUACACAACAGGUAAAGUGUUUCUCUUUCCACUCAAUAACAGGAAGAGAACUCUUACAGUAAGUUUAAAUUACAAUGAAAGUCCUUGGAUUCAAGCCUGCUGCCAGAGAUAAGCUGGAAAAGGGUCUGAAAAUGUCUGGAAAAACAAUUUGCAGCAGUCUUUUAACCAUUUGUCUGUGGCCUAUUUACCAAAAAUGAAUUCAGACACUCUUAAUGAUUUAGCCAUGCAUACGUUUUAUUGUAUAGGCUACACACUUAUUAAUAGGAUUUCAUGUGGCCUCUUUACUAUACCAUAAUGUAUGUACAUUUUCUCAAAAUCUAAAACUGCUAAAGCAGUCAUUUUGACAGCUCAUGAAUUUAAAAAAAUGUAUUACCCCCUCCGUCCUUGACACUUGGCACUUAAAAUGAUGUUUAGGCUACGGUCUUGCUGACCGUCCGUCUUUGUGGUUGGGGUAUUUUAUUUAUUUUGUUGUUAUAAAAAUAAGCUGUUGCUGUGUUCCAACACAUAUGCCUUGUGUGUCAUAGUUGUAACAAAGGCAUUCCCCAAAUCAAAUUCAUUGAACAUAUGAAAUGUUGUGUUUUUUUGUUUUUACAUACAGUAUAUCCUACAGUAACAUAAACUAAUGAAAAUACUAUGGUGUUCUAAAAAUAUAUAUAUUGUAUUCUAAUGUUUCCUAAGACCUUCAUAAACACAACCAAAUUAUUAUUUUUGCAAUAGCAUAUGAAAUGUAUUAAUUACAAUGUUAGAAUGUUGCAGUCAGCACGACUGCUCGUUAGCUUGAGGCCCAGUGGUUGUAGUGUUAACAGACAUUUAGCAGACACUCUUUCUGCAAAAGCACACAGUCAAAGAGCUGGACAGCUAGCUUAAAAACAAGAAACUCUCUCUUCAGAGGUCAGUAGAAUACUUCAUUGUAGUGCUAAAAAUAAAAUGAAGUACCAGUAUUGAAACGCUACAAUACAAUGUAAAGCAACUAUUAUAGACAUUUCCAAAGUAGUAGUGCCAUUGGCGGUGAGAGGAAGGGGUGGUCUUCUUGGAAGGGACCAGCGUUUAGAGUUGGGAAGCCAGUUUGAAGAAGCCUACCUAAAAACAGUUAUAGACACAAUUGUCUUAAAAGCAAUGGGGGUGUUUGGUCCACCACUGAGGCACCAUAAAAAGAGAAGACUAUCUAUCAAAUCGAUGAAAUCAUAUUUGACCUUACUAUACUGAAGACUGGACUGACACCCCCAAAGAGCAAACAGAGGAACUGUAGAUCAGGAUUCUAUUCCCUUGUAACUGGCUGGGUAGAUGUUUAGAGGUCAAUCCUGAGGUAAUUCUACUCACUAUGUCCUUUCUCUCUCUCAUCCAUCUCCCAGCACUGGACAUUGCCCGAUGGGACCUGGAGUGUGAGUUCAACAACACAGACCACCGCACGGAGCUCAACGGGGUGGAGCGCCUUAUCGUGAGAAGGGGCCAGCCGUUCACCAUCAACCUGCACCUCCGCUCAGGCGACUACCAGCCUGGUGGCAGUGCCCUCGACCUCGCCGUAGAGACCGGUACUGUGUUAUCCCUGGGUUGUCGACUAAUCAAUUCAAUGUGAAAGGCACUAGAUAAAUGUUGUUUAAUUUUUAUUAAAUCCUAUAGGUUAAUCUUAAUUAAAACAUAAGAUCAUUUCAGUGUUUCCCCUAGAUAUUUCCAAAGGCAGGAUGCAAAUGGUCCCAAAAGCAACAUCUACGGUUCCUGACAACAGAAACCGAAGCCUGGGCAGGGUAAGUAAUUGUAGAGGAGGCAGGGUAGAGUGUCAGCUAUCUAACUGUUCUGUAAGAGUCAAUAGUGUUAUCACUGGUAAUUGGAGCAGGAUCAAAUAGUUUCCCUUUCCUCUAAACAACAUUAGACCUCAACAUUAGCUUUUCUUCCUCCCUAUCGCUUUUGGAGAAAAUAAACAACAUUGGAGAAAAUAAACAAGUUCCUAAUGCCAAUAGAAACACACAAUUAGGCAUUGUCGUGGUACCUUUAACAUUUCCUGGCAGACACGACCCAGUAAAAGAAUGCUUUCCAUUAUCUGCUCAAAAAUUUUAACAGAAACCCAGUCCCAAAAUCUUUCCCAUGAGGACUUUGUCACGAUCGUUGACUGAAGACACGGACCAAGGCGCAGCGUGAUAAGCGUACAUACUUUAAUUGUACUUACACUAACAAAAAACAACAAACACACAAUACGUGAAGUCCUAGGUUAUACACAACAAACCAAACGGAACAAGAUCCCACCAACUAACUGGUGCCAACAGGCUGCCUAAGUAUGGUCCCCAAUCAGAGACAACGAGCUACAGCUGCCUCUGAUUGGGAACCACCCUGGCCAACAUAGAUCUAAACGAUCUAGAACAAAAACAUAGAAAACUAAACAUAGAAAAAUCCACACCCUGGCUCAACAUUUAAGAGUCCCCAGAGCCAGGGCGUGACAGACUUAUUGAAUAGCUCAAGUGAAUACCUGCUUAAAUUCUUCCUUGAUUGAAAGAAAACACAGUCUAUUGGGCUAUGACCGAUAAAUCUCAAGUCUAAAUCUUAACUUCCCUGCAAGUUUGAAAAUACCUCAUGCAUGUGCUGCUGCAUAGUGUGUAACACUAUAACAACAGACUCUGCGCUCUAUUUUUCUAUUGUUUUAACCCCCUAAAAUCUAAGGCAUGUUUUGCCAUUUGUCUCUACCUUGACAUUUUGGCUUCUACAUUGUGAUCUAAAAAGUGAUAAGGAGGAAGAAAAGCUGAUGUUGAGGUCUAAUGUUGUUUCAAGGAAAGGGAAACUGUUUUAGCCUGCUCCAAUUUUCAGUGAUAACACUAUUGACUCUUGCAGAAUAGUUAGCUGACACUCUACCCUGCCUCCUCUACCAUUACUCAACCUGCCCAGUCUUCGGUUCUGUUUGUCAGGAACCGUAGAUGUUGUGUUUGGGACCCUUUGUGUCCCGCCUUUGGAAAUAUCUAAGGGAAAACACUGAAAUGAUCUGGUGUUUUAAUUAAGAUUGUGUCAGAUGUAAGUUACAGUGUCAUAAGAGGGGUGGAGUGCCCAUUGUACAGACCACCGCAGUUUCUACAGUAUCCAACGGUUUGAGAACAGGAAGAGGAUCACGCCACAGGAAAGCAUAUGUCCUAUCAAAGAUAAUGGUAUCACCGUGAAAGUUCAACUAUUUUUUAAUGGGCUGUAAUAUAAACGUUAAUACACAGAACAGCCAAGGGAGGAAUCUAACUUGGUUCAGCCCUCUGCUGAAAGCAAAGGAGUUAAAAGGGGUGACUCUGGCGUUAUGCCCAGUCUGAACACAAUGGAAUUUCAGUUCAGGCAGUUUAUCUGCCCUCCGAUCUUAACGGAGGUCACUGAAGGAAGCUGAGUUUCCAUCGUAUUUGAUCCCUGUGGAAUUGUCCACCAUUUUACAAUGUUCUCCGCUGAAGGGUUUGGGAAUAGUAUGUGAAUUGUACAAUCAGAAUUUUUAAAAUGUUUCAUGUGUGACCUGAAAGCAUCUGUGUGCUUCAUAUUUUUCAUGAUACAGUAAAGAACCUAAUUCUUAUAAAGGACAGCAACUUCUGUCGAGGUCAUGAUUACUGUCGAGGCCUAUUUAAAACCCCACUUUAGACUAUUGAGAUCCGUUGACACAGAUCUCAUGACAAAGAAUGACAGAAUAGCUAUGGGCAAUAUUACUUUCCCUCCAAUGGUAAAAAGUAGGCAAGUUAUAGUGUUUUACAUCAUCCCUAGCCAAGCGUUCCAUCGUUAACCCUUUCUCUUCUUCAUGUCCUCUUCUAGGUCCCCAGCCCUCUGACCAGUAUGGUACACAGGCCUCCUUUGGGCUGACCGACCAAAUCAACACCUCCCGCUGGAGCGCCGCCGUCACCAGUCCCCCCGGGAACAUGGUGUCCCUGUCCAUCUGUUCCCCCCCGGACGCGCCCAUCGGACGCUGGCGCCUGACCUUGGGUCAGGGGGGCAGGGUGGAGUUUGUGCUGCUCUAUAACCCCUGGUGCCCCGGUGGGUAAACAUUCCAUACGUCAUGCUGUCUGCGAGUGUAGUAGGACCUAUGCAUAGUUGAGUGGAAUGCCUUAAGAGUAAUUCACAGAUGCAGAGACGCAGAGACCGGACAUAGCUAUGCGGAAUGUGUUGACAGAUGGACAAAUUGCUUGAGCCGUGCUGAGAAUUUGAAAAGUAUGAAAGCCAACAGUCCAGUAUUUUAGAACAUAUAUGCGUACACAUUUUGGACUCUGGUAGGCACAUUAGAUGUCUCUGUUACAAAGACAGCCAGCAUGACCAAUGGAGAGAUGCAGGCUUACAGGGAUCACACAGUGGGGAGAACAGGAUGGAUGGAUGGAUGGAUGGUAUGGAUGGAUGGAUGGAUGGAUGGUAGUUUGGGAGAGGAUAUGAUGAUCAUACAUGGAGAAUGGGAUCGAUGGGGAUGGAUAAGUAUUUUCCAGUAUCUCUAAAUGUUUAGCCCUAUCAUGUGCUGUAUCUACAAUACAUGUUACACUUAGACAUUUUGUCACCCUAGACAUCAAAGUAAAUAGACAGCAGCUAGUCUCAUUAAAGAUGCACUCUCAAACAUUUGUAUAAUUUCAGCCAGUAGAUUUGAAAGUGGUGCUCACGAGCCAAAAGUGGUCCCCAUUUUUUGUGUACUACGUCAUCAAAUUGCUUACUACAUCAUCUACUCCAUAUUAUAUGUUACAUCCUGCAAAAAUAAAUAAAUAUAUGUUUUAUGUUUUUGCAAUUCGUAUUAUAUGUUACAAUUCCAAUUCGUACUAUAUGUUACGAAUUUGUUGUGCUUAAAAUCCUGGAGUGCCUUUAAUAGAAUCAGUUCUACCAUACAUGUAUCAUAGAAAGUUAUAUUGAAAAAAAAAUAGCAAUUUAAUAAGCCCUAUGCAUUUUUAAAUACUGUUUCCUACUGCAAGCAGAUAAUGAGCUUGUCCUUUUCUAUGGAGGACGAUACUUUAUCCCUGUAUUAUUUAUGUCUCUUGGCAACAGGCGAUGUGGUGUACAUGGACAGUGAGGAGAAACUGGCGGAGUACAUCUUGGCUCAAGAUGGUAUCAUCUACCGAGGCGGCUGGAAGUACCCCAUCCCUACACCUUGGAACUAUGGCCAGGUACCAACAGCAGCACAACUCUAUCAGCUGAUCGUUUUAGAAACAGCCUCCUUGAGGAGAGACAAACCAGAAUUUGGCGGUGGCAGUGAUAAAGGCUUUUGAAUUUGUCUGAGAAGGGAGAAAUAGCCAUUCAUCAAGAGAUGUAUGUUGAACUUAUUUCCAAUGUAACUACUGUACUGUGCACUUUUAAAGGGGAGAUCAUGCUGCCUCAUAGUAUACUGUAUAUUUAGAGAUGUAGGAUCUUAAUUUGUUCACCCUGUUGCAGGAGAACCUUCCUGUAAUUUCCACUUUUUUCUUACGAAAUAAAUUAUCAACCCCUACAAAAAUGUCCAAUAAUUAUAAUCCAACUAAUAAUUCACAUUUCCUGUUGCUGCAGGAUAAAUUCUCCUGCUGUAGGAAACUGGCUCAAAUUAAGAUCCUACAUCUGUAUGAGUUUGAUAAAGUGAGAUAAAUUAUGGUUCAGCAGAACUUGUGAUGGAUUAACUGUUGACUGGUAAAAUCCAAUUGAGGCUAUUCGCUUUCCACAUCAAGACGCUUCCAUUGGUUUCAAUCAGUGUAUAAUUGACAGAUCAUGAUAAUCCCACUGUGAGAUGGUGAGACCGAGAUUCAAUUGUUGAUACAGCUCAGUAUCUAAUUGGUGUGUGUCAUAGUUGCAUAUUGUGCAUACUGUUUAUGCAUGUGACUUUCGUUCAGCUUUACUAAACGUUUGCACAUUAUAUUUGCAGGAGGGAAUCUAAGACGAGAAGCAAACUUCUAAUCCUUUGAUCUUUAUUUGACCUUUUGCUCGCCUUUGCAUGCUUAGUUCCCUUUCGAAAAUAAAUAGCGGGUUGAUUUGACCUUGUGUGUUUUUCUCUGUGUGGUGUAGUUUGAGGAUGGGAUCCUGGAUGCCUGUCUGAGAAUCCUGGAUAUGAACCCGAAGUGCCUGCGUAACCCUGGGAAAGACGCUUCCGGGAGGAGGAACCCAAUCUAUGUGUCCAGAGUCCUCAGUGCCAUGGUGAGAUCACAUCAAUCGGUUUCCCAUUACACACUGCAGUUCAUACAGUAGAAUAGAAUAUAAAAUAUACACUUUAACAUAUAGUAGAUGUUAAAAGGCAUUGCUCAAUAUAACAACAAAGCUGAAUGUGAAAUGAAGAGCCUGACCAUUGCUGUCCAUGUCCAUCAGGUGAACUGCAAUGACGACAAGGGAGUGUUGCUGGGCAGGUGGACUGAUAACUAUGACGGCGGGGUGAGCCCUCUGUCAUGGAAGGGCAGUGUGGCGAUCCUCCGGAACUGGGACACAAAUGCAUGUCAACCUGUGCGCUUUGGCCAAUGCUGGGUGUUUGCAGCAGUGGCCUGCUCAGGUUAGACAUGAACGCAUAGAAAUUAAGACUGUGUUUUUUUACAUACUUUGUCGUUAUAUUAUGUAAGAUACAUUCUGUCCCCUUUUUGUAUUGCACAAGACACCUUUAGUAACACAUUCUAUGAAUAGGGGGGCAGGUAGCCUAGUGGUUAAGAGCGUUGGGACAGUAACCAAAAAGUUGCUGGUUUGAUCCCCGAGCCAACUAGGUGUCCUCUUGAGCAACUUUACCCAAAUUGUUCCUGUUAGUCACUCUGGAUAAGAGUGUCUGCUAAAUGACCUAACUGUAAAAUAUAUACUUGUGUAUGAUGUAUUUAUAAUGCCAUAUGUUAGACCUGUAGUAGAAUAGUUGAUGAGUAGUAUUGGCUAACUGUAUGUUAUUUAUGUGCCCUCUCAGUUUCACGAGCCCUGGGCAUCCCUUGUCGACUGGUCACCAACUACAAUUCAGCCCAUGACACCAACAGUAACCUGGUGAUAGAGCGCUACGUGGAUGAGAACGGACAACUUGUUCAGAAGUCCAGAGACAUGAUAUGGUGAGACCUCAAGAGGACUAUCAAAUUGAUGGAUUUCCACUCAAACAAAUUCAACACAGAGCUAGCAGAUGUUUUACAGUAUAUUGUCAGAAAAUACUGUUUGUCCUAGUAUAGAUAAAAUGUCUUGGGAUUAACAUUAAGUCUACAAAAGUGAAUGAUCCACUUUUUUUCUGCCACGUAUUUGCUCAUGUACAAUUUACUCAUGCUUUUUUGCCAACAAUCAGGAAAUAGUCAAGGCAUUCCGGAGGUUGGGUAUAUGAGCAAAUGUCCUUCUCUUGUACCAGACAGCAAUCUGGAAAUGGUUAAGGGGUUACUAUGGUUGUGUGUCUUUGUAGGAACUACCACUGCUGGGUCGAGAACUGGAUGACCAGACCUGACCUCAAACCCGGUUUUGACGGCUGGCAGGCCAUGGACCCCACACCACAAGAGAAGAGUGAAGGUGAGGCCUAGAUGGUAUUGAGAAUAAUCCCAACUACAAUAAUCCCAACUACAAUAACCCCAACUACAAUAAUCUCAACAAUUUCAGAAUAGCCCAUAAAAGGGCCUGACCCCAAUUCAUAUGUGUAUUGAUUCCACUGAUACCAUUCAAAUUGAGUCUUGGAGAUCUGGUGUAGAAACUACUGAAUUGCUAAUCAUCAUAUUUUACUACAAGUGAUAAAGAUAUGGCUUCAGAUACGUCAUAGAAACAUGUAAUUUUCAGUUCGCUCACAGAUUAUCCUUCUUUCAGGAGUUUACUGCUGUGGCCCUAUCCCACUGAAAGCCAUCAAGGAGGGCGAGCUCACCUAUAAAUAUGACGCCCCAUUUGUGUUCGCGGAGGUCAACGCUGACGUGCACACCUUUAUGAAGCGCAAAGAUGGCAGCACGGAGAGGAUCAUCAACUCCGUCAAUGUGGGCCUGAAGAUCAGCACUAAGAGCGUGGGCAGUGAUAAGAGAGAGGACAUCACACACCUAUACAAGUACCCUGAGGGUAGGGAGCUUCACUACGACAGAAAAUAAGGAGCCCCAACACUUACCCACCGUGAUAAAACAUUUGCAGCGUGGCAAUAGGGCCAGGCAUGGCUACCAUACUAUUGUGUAGGGUAACCAAUAGUCAGACAAGUGCUGACCAGGUUGUAGUGAAAACCAGGUUGAGAGGGGGGAUAGAAGAAGGGGAAGGAGAGGUGGGAAGCAGGGGAAGCUUGUGGUUGAUGAUAUGUGACACAACUGCCUGAAAAUGUACACAUUAGCAAACACACCACUGUAAAAUGCCACCAGGACACACCAAUGUCACAUUACACCACGAAAUGCCACCAAGACAGCAGAAAGGAAUGUCACAUUCUUUCUUACGUAUUUGUAGUAGUCUGUUCACUAUAUGUACACUCAGAUAAUGUAUGGCGCUUCAACAUAAGAAAUAUAUGGUGAAGUUCACUAUAGACUACUCUGGAAACAAGUUCUUAUUCUUCCCAAAAUGUAUCAGAAUUUGUCAGAGUUAAUUUACAGUAUAUGAAAGCAUGUAUAACCUUUGCUUUCUGUGCCCCCCAGGUUCUGACGGGGAAAGGGAGGCCUUUACAAAAGCCAACCACCAGAACAAACUACUGCAGCAGCAAGACAAUGCUGGCCUGCUUAUCGUCAUCAAGGUUUCCACGGACAUGAGAAAGGGGUGUGACUUUGACGUGUUUGCCGUGAUUACAAACAACACGCCCAAUGAGAAGAGGUGCCGUCUGGUGUUCGGCUCCAGAGCUGUGUCCUACAACGGUAUUCUGGGAGAGAACUGUGGGUUCAAAGACCUGCUCAACGUACAGUUGGCACCUGGAGAAGGUCAGUUGGCUUUGUAUAAUGGAAAGUUUUGUGUAUAUAUAUGUGAGUGUGAUAUACUGUAUUAUUAUAAUUUACACGUGGCUCAUUUAGAGUUUAAGACCGUUUAUGGAUUUAUCUUUUCAUGUUAUUUCAUUGUACUCUGCUGAGGUCGUGGUACUCUGCUAAUCGUGAAUGUGUGUCUGUGUGCAUUGAAAUCAUACUGUCCAGUGUUUUAUGUAUCUGCUUAUGUCAACAUGUGUCAACAUCUGAGAAAUUGUGUGGUGUCUCACUUUCUCUGCUUUAUGUCUCACUCCAGAAAAGCGGGUUGCUCUGAGGAUGAACUACUCCAAGUAUGCAGAGAACCUCACUGAGGACAACAUGAUCCGGCUGGCGGCUCUGCUCCUAGACUACGAUACCCAAAAGUCCUACCUCUCUGUGAGGGACGUCGUACUGGUUAACCCAGAGAUCAAAGUCAGGGUACGGCCACUACUGUCACUACUUUAACACUUUACAAAACACAACAAUAUAGUGAUUAACAUGAGUGAUGUAGUAGUUAAAAGUAAUAAGCAUAAACCAUACUUAUUGCAAGCUUGAGUGUGAUUAUCAGAGAUGGAGCGUUCUCCAUGUUUGCCUAGCCGAUGAAAUGCACUGUGUCAAAGCAUUAAGAUAUGUUCCCUGAUCUAUAGAUCCUUGGGGAGCCCAAAGAGAACCGUAAGCUGGCGGCUGAGAUCACCCUGCAGAACCCUCUCCCAGUACCACUGCAGAACUGCUGCUUCACCGUGGAGGGGUCCAAUCUCACUGGAGGACAGAUCAUCACUGAGAGGUAGGAGGGAGGGAAGACAGGGUGACAUCUAUUUCCAAACAGGACUGACUACAGAUUAAGUGCAUUUACCGCUAAAAGUAACAACAGGAGUGCUAUUGUGUAAAUAGGACCUAUUAGUAAGGUUCUAAGCAACAAUGCCAUUUUAAAGUUUGUCAGGGAUGUCUAUAAGCAUAUGUAUAAUUCAUACACAUAUAAUCAAUCAUGUUUUAGUCACCAAGUGGUGCAUGUCCAUGCUUUGGUAGAGUUGGAGGGGUUCAUGACAAGGGAAAUUUAUGUUUUGUAGCAGACUCACAAUAGUGCUUACAUGUCAAAAGCAGACUCAAAUCCUUAUUAGGGCUAAGUGGGAUACUGAAAUCCCAGCCAUUUACAAUUCAAGCACACUUUAACUAUCCAAGAGUUUUGCCAAGACCACAAUUUAAUGAAUCUUCUCAAAAAAUGUUUUGGAUUUGAAAACGAACACUUUCACAUCAAAGACUAGGAAGUUGGCUAGACGAAAGCUGACUGUUUCACCAGGUUGUGAAUGUUUGUCUGGAUUUAUUCAGUAUUUAUAAAAUCAUUUGAUUGUGAGAGUAUCGUUUUGUCAGAGUUGGUUUUCCAAGCAUUCGGAUGGUUGUGAUGAGUUGUGGGUUUGGUUGGCAUGUAACUCCUAGAUGUUUGGCUCAAUGUGGUGUUACGCAAUUGAAACGACUGCCUACAGGCAGAGAAUAUGAAUGGAUUUGAUCAUAAAGACAUUUUUGAAUGAGUUUGACGAGCUUCUACAACAGAAUUACAUAUCCUAUAAUAUAAUAUGGUUAUUUAGCAGAUGCUUUAAUCCAAAGUGAUUUCUAGUUCAGACAUAUUUCUAUGAAGAUAACUAUGGCUGAUGCAAUACAUACACAGUCCUUGCUAGUCAACUCAGAAAAAUCAUUACAAUCACACUACAGAUGUAGGAUCUACAUUUUCGCCAGUUUGCUACUUGAGGAGAAUAAUCCUGCUGCAACAGGAAAUGUGAAUUAUUAUGUGGAUUAUAAUUAAUGGAUAUUUUUUGUAGGGGAAGCCUUUAACUCAAAUACACUACAGGUUUGCAUUUCCUGCUGUGCAGGAAAAGUCUCAGCAACAAAAGAGUGAUCAAAUUAAGAUCCUAUAUCUGUAGCUAAAGACAUCCAUUUAAGACAUUUCAUUAAAAAUAAUAAACUGUCUAAACAUUUAUGCUGGGAAUGUAGUGUGAUAGUGUUAGAGUGGAUGUAGAUUGAGUAACUUCUAAAUAUUUACCCUCCUUAGACUUAACUCCACGGUGGAACCCGGGCAGGAUGCCAAGGUCAAAAUCUACUUCACGCCCACCCACUCGGGCCUGAGGAAACUGGUGGUCGACUUCGACAGCAAUAAGCUGUGUCACGUCAAGGGCUACAGGAACGUCAUCAUCGGCAAAUAG
Molecule: messenger RNA, 17752 nt
Organism: Coregonus sp. 'balchen'
Lineage: Eukaryota; Metazoa; Chordata; Actinopteri; Salmoniformes; Salmonidae
Source: the annotation of a GenBank genome assembly